CUAGUCUUGGAAAUACUGAGAGUGGUUCUUGCCUGCUGCACUCUGGUUAGUAAUUUAUAGUGGCAAAGGGAGUGGUUAGAAGAGACGUAGUCAAGGUCUUGAAGCAGUCAAGGAGAGCUAGUGAUGAUGACAUAUAACAAUGAUUUGGUCAUACUGAUUCCCAUGUGAUGAUUCUUCAUGCGUUCUUCAUGCAGAAGACUGCAUAUGGGAUGGUCCAUAAAACCAAAAAUAUAUUGGAAUUAUUAGCAAUGUUGAGAUAUCUUCACCAUCGAAGAGUUUUUAUUUAUUUUUCCACCAUUUGACACAUUUUUAAAAAUAAAAUAAAAUAAAAAUCACACCAUGAUUAUAAAUAAAUCAUCUUUAUCCUGUCCACUUUUACAUUUUCCAUAAUCAUAUCUCCUUUUCUCACAAGUCAUACUGUCAAAUCAGUGUUGUGAUGCGGUGUAGGAUACCAAGUAUAGUGGUGCAGGUUAAGAGUAUUAUAUUCUUAUGCGGACAUUUGUCUUGUCUGAAGCGUGCUGCUGUAUACACCUGUCUUAAGUACUACUAUCAUCUUCUGCUCCACUCUUCCAUCAUUUCAUUACUUUUUACCCUCUCUGGUCUUUCUUCUCUGCAGAAGAAAUUUUUAGGGAUUUCAAAAAAAACCCAAAAAUGGGAAAAACCAGUCAAAAGAUUCAAAAGCCACUUUUAGAUUUCCGCUCAAUCAAAGAUGAUGCUUGGUACACAGUAGAUAGACUUGUUCUAAGCAAGCAAAACACCCUUCUAACUGUGAAAUUCUCUGGGUUUGGUGAAGAAGAUGAUGAGAAGUUCAAUGUCAAGGAUUUCAAAACAGUGAAUGAGUUGGAUCAGUUUUUGAACAGGUUCCGUCCAGCUUGUCUUCAGGUACAGGAUGGAGAGUGUUAUGAUUUGAGACGUGGAUCGGAUGUCUGUGCUGUACUUGAAGAAGGUGAAGAUGAUCACAAGUUCUACAAUGGUGUUAUUGAAUCGAUCGAACGUGAACCUCACACACGCAAAGGAGGAGAAGAGCGUUGUUCCUGUAUAUUUGUGGUGGGUUGGCUAGAAGGUCCAAAUGCAAGGUGUACUGAACAGAUGGGGAUUAAACGUAUUUGCAGACUUCAACCAGGAUCCCCAUUAUUUGAUUACUCGCUCGAAUGUUUCAUGAAGAGGUCACGAGAACAUCUUGAUUCGCUUUUGAAAUGAUAAGGUAACAAAUGGCUUUUGGGUUAUUUUGUUUUGGUCAGCAGUAAAUUACAAGUAGUAUGGGGUAAGAAACUAGGAAAGUUAGCCUUGGUGGAAUCGUAUCUCUACCUUUGUAAAUAUUGAUAUCCACUAGCUCGUCUCGGUUUUAUUAAUUUGGUAAUGGUUCUUGUUAAGUUGAAA
Messenger RNA from Papaver somniferum (opium poppy), 1380 nucleotides. RefSeq lists its product as uncharacterized. The transcript is spliced from 2 exons. Lineage: Eukaryota; Viridiplantae; Streptophyta; Magnoliopsida; Ranunculales; Papaveraceae. The record is from RefSeq and is a predicted model, not a curated record. Gene Ontology annotation, molecular function: chromatin binding. Bases 652 to 1200 code for a protein of 182 amino acids.